This is a messenger RNA of Aethalodelphis obliquidens (Pacific white-sided dolphin), 4643 nucleotides long. It is a transcript of the gene PTGER3, whose product is annotated as prostaglandin E receptor 3. NCBI's taxonomy places the organism in Eukaryota, Metazoa, Chordata, Mammalia, Artiodactyla, Delphinidae. Gene Ontology annotation, cellular component: plasma membrane. Gene Ontology annotation, molecular function: prostaglandin E receptor activity. The transcript is spliced from 2 exons. The record is from RefSeq and is a predicted model, not a curated record. Gene Ontology annotation, biological process: inflammatory response; intestine smooth muscle contraction; adenylate cyclase-activating G protein-coupled receptor signaling pathway. The coding region runs from base 1739 to 2704 and encodes 321 amino acids.
AGAAUGCAGGGGAACAUAUUCCAUUCUCAUUUCCUACCACUGAUUUACACCCAGUAAGAAUAUCAACAUGAAGAACUGAACUGACCGGGGCUUGCUCUGAAAGUCAAGCUGAAGUCUGAGUAAUGGUCUUCAUAGUGCUAUAUGAUUAGGUCUAAUUUCUUAAAUAUGAGGAAAAAUGAAGUUUGUAAAUUUUAAGAUCUUUUCAUUUCCCGGUCAAGAGGCAGAAAAACCAGGCUUUCCCUAGAUUUGAGAACAGCUGGUCUUACCACUGAUUUUCACCUGUUGAGAGUGGUUAUGGUACCUAUGUAAAGAAAACUGUGCUUCAAAUAAGAAGAUGGAGAAUGGAGAAUUGCUGAAAGACUUGGGCACAUCCUUUAAUUUCAUGGAGCCUCAGUUACCUCACCUUAAAAGGGGAAUAAUAAUAAUAGCAACAGGACCUUGGAGGAUGUCUGAAAAAGAAUGGGAAAAUGGUUGUGAAACAUAAAAUAUUGGCUUAGUAAAAGAUGUUACUAGGCGAUUAUGCCCAUUUUCACUACAUGUGAAGGCCUACAUAACAUCUAAAUGCAGUUUCCAGUCCUAAUUGCAUAGGAAUGGGCCAGGGGUGGAGAAAGAUAGUUGGAGACUUUGUAAGAACUCGCCUUUUCCCUCCGCCCCACCCCGCCUUCACUCCCAAGGGCAAGCAACCUUUGAUUUCAAUAUCUCAGAUGCACUGAGAUAGUGGAAGAGUGAGGUAGUGAGUGGCUGCCACCUGCCUCUAGUCACUUUUGCCCUAGCUAACUUUUUUUUUUUUUUUUUUUAAUGAAGGAGAAGAAUUUAGGCGGGGGAUGGGGGUAGGUUUGUAGUUGGGAUUUCUUUAUUUUUGAAUUCGACCAUCUGAUUUUAUUUUGUUUUCCUGUACCUAUCCCCUUAAAUCUCAAGGCACUAUUAGUUUUAUAGUUUCAGUGUGCCCCUGGGGACAGAGCAGCUUGGUCCGCUCAUGAUCAUGCUAGAGUCCCGAAGCAGAAAGGGAAAAAUGUUCAGGCUCAUCUAUGCAACGGGAGAGUGUUCUGCUUAGAUUGCUCAGCGUCAGGUGAAUGACACUUGCCAGGGUUACAAAAGAGCUUCAGGAGGAAGACCUGGUCCUUGCACAAGCUUCUGUGGAUGGAGAAGGGGGAGGGCCGGCGCUCAGGUCCGCCUUGGCAACUUGGCUGAGGUGGGGUAGACCAGGGAGACACUGUAGCCCCCGCCGCCCACGGACGCUCCUCUGGCAGAGAACCGGAGGAGGCGCGGAGCCGGGCACGGCGGCCUGGCUGGGCGUCCGCUCUGGCCAGGAGUUGGAACAUUUCGAGAGGAGUCCUUCGGGGGAUUUGCCGAGCCCAGGCGGCCAAGGCAUUGGUCGCGCAGCAGCCGAGAGAGGCGCUCAGUUUCUGCCGCAUCCCCUCCCACAGCACUUUGGCCGACACCCACGGGCGCCCCGCCCCCCUCGGGCUUAUAGGACCGGCCGGGCACCUCCACACGCCUGGGAGCCGGACGCAUCCCGGAGCCGACUGCGCGGCUGCCUGUGUCUCCGGAAAGACCCGCCGCCGCUGCCGAAGUGGCGAAGUGAGGCGGCGGCUGAGCCCCGCAUCAUGGAGGGCAGCUCCGCCGCGGCCCCAGCCCCAGCCCCAGUCUCCACCGACAACCGCCGCCUCCCGCGUCCGGUCUGCCGGCUCUCGUCGCUGCUCUCAGAGCUCCGUUCCUUCCUCACCUCGAAGACAGUAUGAAGGAGACGCGGGGCCAUGAGAGUUCCCCUUCCUGCACGCGCCUCAACCACUCCUACCCCGGCAUCUGGGCGCCGCAGCGCUCCGCUGAGACGCGGAGCAACCUAACGCGUCCCGUGGAGCCCGGCGAGGAUUUCGGCUCGGUGUCUGUAGCCUUCCCGAUGACCAUGCUGAUCACUGGCUUCGUGGGCAACGCGUUGGCCAUGCUGCUCGUGUCUCAGAGCUACCGGCGCCGGGAGAGCAAGCGCAAGAAGUCGUUCCUGCUAUGCAUCGGCUGGCUGGCGCUCACCGACCUGGUCGGGCAGCUGCUCACCAGCCCGGUCGUCAUCGUCCUGUACCUGUCCCACCAGCGCUGGGAGCAGCUCGACCCGUCUGGGAGGCUGUGCACCUUCUUCGGACUCAUCAUGACCGUCUUUGGGCUCUCUUCGCUCUUCAUCGCCAGCGCCAUGGCCGUCGAGCGGGCGCUGGCCACCCGGGCGCCGCACUGGUACUCGAGCCACAUGAAGACGAGCUCCACCCGCGCCGUGCUGCUCGGCGUGUGGCUGGCGGUGCUCGCCUUCGCCCUAUUGCCGGUGCUGGGCGUGGGUCAGUACACCAUCCAGUGCCCCGGGACGUGGUGCUUCAUUAACACCGGGGCAGGGGGCAAUGGGACUAGCCCUUCGCACAACCGGGGCAACAUUUUCUUCGCUUCUUCCUUUGCUUUCCUGGGGCUGUCAGCGCUGGCAGUCACCUUCGCCUGCAACUUGGCCACCAUUAAGGCCCUAGUGUCCCGCUGCCGGGCCAAGGCCACGGCGUCGCAGUCCAGCGCCCAGUGGGGCCGGAUCACGACCGAGACGGCUAUCCAGCUCAUGGGGAUCAUGUGCGUGCUGUCGGUCUGCUGGUCGCCGUUGCUGGAACAUCUUGUAAACAGCACGGAGGGGCCCAGAAUGGAGGCUAACGAAUCAUGUAAUAGACUACUGUGGUAGUUUAUAUAAGAGAUGAUGACGGUCUGAAUUUAGGGUCAAUGGGAGUGAAAAUGAAAGAAGUGAUAGAUUUUAAAAGUAUUAGGAAGUUCAUUGGAGAAUUUGUGAUUGAUUGGAUGUGAGGAAUAUGACUAAUGAGGUGGAAUGAGAGAGAAAAAGCUAGACAGAGAGGAACAUAUGGAGAUAAAUAAAUCAAGAUGAAGCAAGGAUAACUCUUCAGUUUCUGUUUCAGGGGACUGGGUUUACUGAGACAGAGAAGAUUAGUGGAGGAGCAGCUUUGAAGAAGAUAAUGAUUUCAGUUUGAACCUCUGCUGAAUUUGAUGUCAGACAUCUAGGAAGAUCUGGGCUUUAGGCAGCUAAAUCAAUCAAUCUGGAGCUCAGAGAAGAGGUACAGCCUAGAGCACAUAGAUGGGUUUUGAAGUCAUUGGGCUAGAAGAAAUCGCACAAUGAGUUUAUGCGUAGUAGCUCCCUCCCAUUAUAUGAUAUAGGACUGAAAAAUGCUAACACUUUCAGGAUGGAUGGAGAAAUAGGAGCCAUAAAGGAGACUGCAAAGGGGCACUCAGAGAGGUACCAGGAAAAUUAGUAAGAAAAUCAGAACAAAUGGUAAUCUGAAUAUUUGAGAAUAUUUGGGUAAUGGCAACCUGAACUUAUUUGGCAACUUGAAUCUUAGGGAAGAGAAUGUUUCAAGAAAGGCUGGUAAGUGUCUGGUGGAUUUCAAAAAGCCCUUCUUGAGGAUUUAUGGGCACUGAGGUCAGGCUAUAGUAGGUUUAGAAAUAAAUUUGAAGAUAAAGAGGAUAGACGACUCUUUGGAGAAGUUCAGCUGUAGCUUCUGGAGCAGUAUGUGUAGGGAGGUAAGAAUUCCACAGGACGUUUUAUUUUCUCAAGGUAGGAUAAAUUUAGAUAUGUUAAAAUGAUAAUGGAAAAAAGCCAAAAGUUAAAGAUAAAAGAGGAAGGAGAUAAUUGAGAAAAUAAGGCUUCUAACAUUCAUGAAGGAUAGGAUCCAGGGCACAGACAGAGGCUGGUCUUAGCUAGGAGACAGGACACGUCUUUUGUUUGAACAAGAGGAAAGGAAGAAUGGAGAGCUACAAUGCUGAAUUUGGUCCUAAGAAGGUGAAAAGACCCUAAACAGCUUUUUUUUUCUGUGAUGUGAAUUAGAACAGUAGAAAAUGUGUAAAAUAGCCCCUGUGGUGAAUGAAAGCGAGAGAGAGAGAGAGAGAGAGAGAGAGAGAGAGAGAGAGAGAGAGAGAUGAGCUAACUAGGGAAUGAGAUAAGGAGGCUGGGGAUCAUGGAUUCAAAAAGAGAUCCCAGUGUGCCCAUAUUUACCCAGUGCCCAUCCCAAGUACAUCAUGUGUCUAUUUGGAUCCCCCUAUGAGGUAAAGUUCUCCCACAGCACAGAUCUAAAACUGAGUGUCAUUUUGACACGAAACAAAGUUAAAUAAGAAGUUAUAUCAGGUUAGAAUCACAGUAUUAGCCUGUGUUGUAUACUUACUCUGGCACAAGAGGGGAUUCUUUUGCAUAUCAUGGCUGUACUGUCCGUGAAUCUCAGAUGCCAGUACUUUACCAAUAAACAUCACAUUCCCUUUAAUAAAUCAAACUGAAUUUGUCUAUUAAGUUAAAUGUUUUGACCCAGUGUAAGAGUGUCAGACUGUUUACCUAUUAGUUGUUAAAUUAGUCACACAUUGACUACCUAAGAAUUCAACGUAAAAUGACCACGUGAUGGUUCUAGGAUGGAUUGUGGCGCUAAAAUUUUGCCAAUAAAUUAUAUAGGAGGUUAUUUUUUAUACCUAAGCUUUCAAGUACUCUAAUAUUAAUGCUUCUUUUCAAAGUGUGAAAGUAACACAUUUGUUGUGGAGAAUUUGGAAAACAAAGAAAAAUAUAGAUAAGAAAAUAGAAAUCAACCUAAUUUCCUACUCAGAGUUAACUGCUUCUAGUAUUUUUCUAU